AUGCGUUGUAUUGAAAGCUUUCGUUAUCGAGCUAUUCUUUUUGUAACAUUAUUACAAAUUAAUAAUGUAGUUCAUUCGAAAAUUACUGAAAAAGAUCUUUCAAAAUCUAUUUUGGAUUUUACAAUUGGUUUUAGUCGUCAUCAUUCAUCACCAGAUAUUGUUGGUCGUCGAAGUCUUGUUUGGUCACCAUUAAGUCUCUAUGAAGCUAUGUUAAUGGUCGGUGAAGGUGCUGAUGGAAAUACAUUUAAUGAAUUACAACAUAUAACACAUUUACAAAAUAAAGAAUCUUAUCGUGAAUGGUCAUCGAGUUUUUUAAAUGAUGUUAAAAAGAAUUUUAAAGAUAUUCAACGUUAUAAUAUCUCAUUAAAUAUUGCUAAUCGUCUUUAUGCUGAUAAUGAUUUUAAUUUAGAUGAUGAAUUUAAUAAGAAUUUAGAAAAAUAUUAUCAAAGUCAAUUAGAAUUAAUUAAUUUUGAUAAGGCACAACUAUCAGCUGAUCAUAUUAAUCAAUGGAUAUCAAAUCAAACAAAUAAUAUUAUAAAAAAUGUUUUAAAAGCAAGCGAUAUACAUCCAAUGACACGUCUUAUGAUUGUUAAUGCUUUACAUUUUAAAGCACCAUGGGCUAAAGCAUUUGAUUCGGAUUUAACGACAAAAGAAAAUUUUACAUUAAGUACAGGUCGUUUAAUUCAAUUACAAACAAUGCAUUUAGUAUCACAUUUUUCUUAUUAUUAUGAUAAAAAACAUAAAUCUCAAUGGAUUAAUAUACCCUACAAAGGAAAUAAUCGUUAUGUAUUAACACUUGCUUUACCAGAUAAAGAUAUUGAAUUACGUGUAUUAGAAAAGAAACUUUUACGUAAUUCAAAAAUUUUAUCCAAUAUAUUUAAUUCACUUGAUAAUCGUACAAAUGUAAAUACACGUGUUCAAUUAUCAUUACCAAAAUUUCGUAUUGAAUCAUCAUUAGAUUUUGUUAAACACUUUAAACAAUAUUACAAUGUUAAAAUACCUUUUGAUGCUGAUAAAGCUGAUUUUAGUUUAAUGAGUUCAGGACGUGCACGUGAUUUAUUCAUAUCAAAAAUUAUACAUAAAGCAGUUAUUGAUGUUGAUGAAGCUGGUACUGAAGCAGCUGCUGUUACUGUUGUUCAAAUGCUAUCUCGUUCGGGAAUGUUUUUACAUGAAGAUCCUGUUCAACUAACAUUUUCACGACCUUUUCUAUUUUAUUUACGUGAUAUUAACAUAAAAGUACCUCUGUUUAUAGGUAGAUUUACUGGAAUGUCUAUGCCAUAA
Molecule: messenger RNA, 1281 nt
Organism: Adineta steineri
Lineage: Eukaryota; Metazoa; Rotifera; Eurotatoria; Adinetida; Adinetidae
Source: the annotation of a GenBank genome assembly